This is a messenger RNA of Oryza sativa Japonica Group (Japanese rice), 1171 nucleotides long. Lineage: Eukaryota; Viridiplantae; Streptophyta; Magnoliopsida; Poales; Poaceae. The record is from RefSeq and is a predicted model, not a curated record.
GAAGGCAAGGAGCACUCCGGCCAGCACAGCCGAUGGUACGAGAGCAUGGCUAGCUAGCCGAGCUACUUAGCUACUACAUCCAUGAUCCAUCCAUCCCCAACAAACGGAGCAAGACUGCAAGGGAGAGGGAGAGAGAGGGAAGCUUGCAGGCUGCAGCUAACUAGCUAGGCAAGGAGAGAGAGGAGAUAGAUCAAGAAGAGAUUUUGAGACCGAGAGAGAGCUAGAGAGAGAUCGAUGGGGCGAGGGAAAGUAGAGCUGAAGCGGAUCGAGAACAAGAUAAGCCGGCAGGUGACGUUCGCGAAGAGGAGGAACGGGCUGCUGAAGAAGGCGUACGAGCUGUCCGUGCUCUGCGACGCCGAGGUCGCCCUCAUCAUCUUCUCCACCCGCGGCCGCCUCUUCGAGUUCUCCACCUCCUCCUGUAUGUACAAGACACUGGAGCGAUACCGCAGUUGCAACUACAACCUUAACUCAUGUGAAGCAUCUGCUGCACUGGAAACUGAACUAAGCAAUUACCAAGAGUACUUAAAGUUAAAGACAAGAGUUGAGUUCCUACAAACAACUCAGAGAAAUCUUCUUGGCGAGGACUUGGUUCCACUUAGCUUGAAGGAGCUCGAGCAACUUGAGAACCAGAUCGAGAUAUCCCUCAUGAAUAUCAGGUCAUCAAAGAAUCAACAGUUGCUUGAUCAAGUAUUUGAGCUCAAACGUAAGGAACAACAACUUCAAGAUGCUAAUAAAGACUUAAAAAGGAAGAUACAAGAAACUAGUGGAGAAAAUAUGCUUCAUAUAUCUUGCCAAGAUGUAGGGCCCAGUGGCCAUGCUAGUGAAGCUAACCAAGAGUUUCUCCAUCAUGCAAUUUGUGACCCUUCCCUGCAUAUAGGGUAUCAAGCUUACAUGGAUCACCUCAACCAAUGAAUGAAUUGCUUAUCACAUUAAUGGACAUCUCCUAUGUUGGAUGUGGUGUUUGACGUAAUGCUCUCUUUUACAUGCGGGUUUUACCUUAAGUGUGUGUGCUAAAUUUAGUGCGUUUGUUUAUGCUCUUUUGAACUGAACAAAGGAAUGAUCCCGGUUUGAUUGAUGAAUGCUGCAAGAACAUAAUCUAUAUGUUAGUCUGAAUUCAGUAUGUAAUGAAGAUGUUUUGUUACUAAUUAAUAAAUACGAAGUAAACAAUUAA